Arachis stenosperma is the source of this 2683-nucleotide messenger RNA. RefSeq lists its product as uncharacterized. NCBI's taxonomy places the organism in Eukaryota, Viridiplantae, Streptophyta, Magnoliopsida, Fabales, Fabaceae. The coding region runs from base 224 to 2170 and encodes 648 amino acids. The transcript has 7 exons. Gene Ontology annotation, biological process: DNA-templated transcription termination. The record is from RefSeq and is a predicted model, not a curated record.
GCGACGAAGCUCGUCGCUUUCAAUGGCAGCCUUUUUUGCUGCACAAGCAAAAAAUCACACUCAGAAAAAUCGCACCAUCUCUUCUCUCUUCACUCUCCUUUUCCUCCUACUUCUCCUUCUUCUUCGGCUCUGAAUCCCAAAAACCCAUACUCCCCCGAAACCCUAGACACUAACAUUCCCCCCUUUUUUCAGCUACAUCAGUUCUAAGAUAUAGCUUCAAUUCAUGGCUUGGGAUCUCUGGGGUUCUUCAUACGACCAAGUUUCCUGCAAAGAUAAUUACUCUGAUCAUCCUGAGUGGCCAUAUGGCUUCUUCUUUGGCUGUGACCCUGAUGUGAUAGAGGAAGAUGCCUUGAAUGAGGAGUACUGUGUUCAGGUUUUAAGGAUUUUGAUCACCAAGGCAGAUACCGAAAUCAAGGAACUUGAAAAGGAUCUAUCGUCCCUUCAAAAUGAAUUAGCCUGCGCUGAGCAUGAGAAAUGGCCUGAAAUAUGUUGCAGUGCUUUGACCGAAAGAAUCAAUUGGCUGGAUGUUGCAAUUAGUGCUUUGAAGAAAGAUCAUGCUGAUGAAAUAGAGACAGGGCUGCUAUUACACAGUAAGCCUGCUGAGACACUUAAUGAGAUAGUGAAGGCUUUACAAAGGGAUCAUUGUCAAGAUGAAAACAGCCAGCAGCUAGUAGGUGCAAACCGCUUGAAUCCAAUUAUGAAUGCUACUAAGUGUGCACUAGAUAAAGAGUCUAGCCAAAUUAAUUCGAAUAUAGUGAUAAAGGAGGAAAAGAAAGAGCAAGAAGAAUCUAAAGAACAUGAGGAAAGUAAACAACUCUGUGGAACUUCGGAAAAGUCUAGAAACUCGUCAGAACUGUCAGAGAUGCAACAAAAGAGACGGGAUGGUGCUGAAAUCGUUGACAUUGCUGAUAUGGUUGAGGAAUUGCUUGCAGGGACAAGUCUUGAUUUGGAAGGUAUGAACUGUUCUUCUGGACUUUCUGAUGGGAUGAAAUUAUCAGGGACAUCAGAUGAUAACGAGGAAGUCGGAAGAAGCCAACUCAUUGGUACAGAUACAGGUCAAAUCUCCAAUCAGCUUUCCCCUGUGGGAAAUGGAAAUACUUCCAGUGAAUGCAAGAGAGAGGUUGCAAUUGUCAAAUCUACGGAUGUCAGCUCAGAUGCUCUUAUAUCUUCCACCAGCAUCAAAGGGAGGAAAAAGUGUAACGAUUCCAAAUUUGGUGCUUCAAAUAAAUGGAAAGAUAGAAAUUCUGAUUUAGAGAAAAAACUGUGUGAUUUUGCUCCAAAAACUCGAAAAGUCGUCAAGAAAGAACCUGAGGUUGCUACAGCUGAAGAUUUGGACCCUAUAAAUCAUCCUCUACAAAUUGUGUUUCCUCGAGACUUGUUUCCUGUUGAUACUGAAUUGAGCCCCUUUAAAGGAGGUAAUGGUAAAAUUUCCCAAGUGAUUAACAUUGAAAAGUCCAAUCUUACUCAUGCUCAAAGUUCUGCAUUGAUUGCACUGCUUGAGUCACAAACCAGAAAUGCCCCGUACACUGGCUUACAGCUGACAGAUAAAGAGAAACCACUAGCAGAAGGUCUUAAAACGACGAAAAUUUUUGAGAACUUGGCACAGUCUGAUAUGAGCUUCCCUUCGAAGCUUAAAACUGAGGGAAAGAGGAGAUUUGAAUCUGAGACGACUUCUGCUGGCGAACCAGAUGCCAUCCCUGCAGAAGUAUCCACAAGUACAUCCUUAAUUGUGUCAACCAAGAGGCAGCGGAAAUCCACACGCAUCAGCAUCACUGAUGAUACCAGUUCAAAUGUCUCAUUGAAUAGCAAGAUGACAAGAAGUGCAGUACUGGCUGAGCAAUAUGAAACUGAAGUUGGUGCUAUUGUUCCUUACGACAGUGAAUUUUCGGAGUCACAGAAGAAAAAAAAAGGUUCAAAUGUUAAGAUGGACAAGCCAAAUCCAGAUGGGGUUACCACAGACAACAGAGGCGAGGUUGAUCUUCAGAUUUUGUACUCAAUGGUUGGUUCCACCCAUGAGACCCCAGAUUCUCUUCUUGAGACUUUGAAGAAAUUCACAAUGGAUAAAUUGAGGGCCAUGGCAAAGGAUAAAAACGUGAAAAAGUACUAUAAGCUUAACAAAGGAGAGUUGGUCGCACAGCUAGUUGAGCGGCUCAGUAGCAGUAACUGCUGAACUUAAUCUUGUAGUAUUGGGCUUAUUGGGGUAACCAUUUUCUGCCUUGCUUUUUUUUAGGAGGGUUUUGGUACAGGAACUGAAAAUAGGGUUCUGACAUAGUGAUGAAAUAACAAAUAGGCAAACCAAAAUGGAUAUUGUGAAUUGUACAGCCUAUAGAUAGAAUACUAGGAGUAUUUUGUAAAUGAAAGGAAGUAUAGGUUUUCUUCCUUGCAGCUUUGUUUAGUCUGUGACCUUAGAGGAGGCCUGAGGCUCUGGUGAGAUAUAUCACAGUCAUGUGCUGCUAAGAUCUAUUAUGAUGAUAUAUAAUAUAUAUCUGAAUACGGGAAACUAUGACGUUUGUCUUAUCUCUCAAGUCACUAGCUAUGCAAAGAUUGUGUUUGCUUCAUAAAGCAGCCAUAACCACAACACAUGUUCAACCUGGAGAAGUAAUAGCAUCCUCUCUGAAAAUAUUUAUUGAUGUUCAUGAAGAAUGUGUUUGGUAUUUAAUUAUUUAUGACUAUUAGAUAGAUA